UGAAAUUAUUCUUUAAAAAUGGGAAGUAAAUGUUGUCGAGACGAUAAUAUACAAUAGAAAGGUUUGAGUACAGAAAUUUCAUGUAGAUGAAAUGGAAACAGCUUAGAAUCCAGAUGUAACUAUACCACCAGGUCCCGAAUAAAAAGCUUCAUUAUCCUAAUAAGGAAGCAAGAAAUCUUAAGUUGAAGAAUUGUAAGCUAAAAUAGAGAGUAAAUAAUUGGUAUAUGCGUUGGAGAGUGAAAUACAUUAAGAACAAGAAUAAAAGCCAGCAGCCUCUUUGAUUUAAGAAUAAUAAUCAAAGGUUUCAGAGAUUGUAUAAUCUUAAAAAAUGACUAACGAAUAGAGUAAUCAAUCAUUUAUAGAAAUAGUUAAAAAUGAAGUUUAGAGUAAAAGUUAAACAGGUAAUUGUGCUGGAUCAGUGGCAAAAAAAAUAAAAUUAGGCGUUGAUACUUUUGUUAAAUUAAAAGAAGGCUCAAUUGGGUCACAUUAUAAUUUUGGAAAAGUUUUAGGGCAAGGAGCUUUUGGUAAAGUUUGGAAAGUAACUCAUAAAACAACUGGUCUUAUUCGUGCAAUCAAAUAAAUUAAAAAGAAUUCUAUAAUCAAAGAAGAAGAAUCAAGAUUAUUUUCAGAAAUGAAUAUUUUAAAGAACUUAGAUCAUCCACAUAUAGUAAAAUUAUUUGAAUUGUUUUAAGAUGAAAAUAAUUAUUAUUUAGUGACUGAGUAAUACUUUAACUUUAAUUUAUUUUAGAUAUUUAUCAGGAGGAGAAUUAUUUGAUAGGAUUAAAAAAAUGUCAUCAUUUAGUGAAAGCAUAGCUGCAGAUUACAUUAGAUAAAUUCUUUUAGCAACUGUACAUUGUCAUGAAUAAAAAAUUGUACAUAGAGAUUUAAAACCAGAAAAUAUUAUAUUUAUAAGUGAAGAUCCACAAUCUUAACUUAAAGUUAUAGAUUUUGGAACAUCAAGAAAGUUUGACAAUUAAAAAGUUAUGAGUAAAAGAUUAGGAACAGUAUUUUAUUUAAAAUUUAUAUAAGCCUUAUUAUAUAGCACCUGAGGUUUUAGGUCAUUCUUAUACUGAAAAAUGUGAUAUUUGGUCUUGUGGUGUUAUUCUAUAUAUUUUAUUAUGUGGUUAUCCACCAUUUGUUGGAAAAACUGAAAAUCAAAUUUUAGAAAGAGUCAAAAUGGGUAAAUUCUCAUUUGAUCGUAAAAAUAUAUACAAUAGCUUUUUAUAGCUGAGGAUUGGGAUUCUAUUUCUAAAGAAGCCAAAGAAUUUAUAACUAAAUUAUUGAGAAUGGAUCCUAAUAAAAGAUUAUCAGCCAAAUAAGCUUUAGAAGAUCCUUGGUUAGUUAAAUAUGCUCCUUCAACUUAAGUUAAUAGAAAAGUCUUAGAUAAUAUUCGUUAAUUUUAAGUAAUUAUUAUUUCUAAUUAAUCAUUAGGCAUAAACCGUAUUAAAAUAAGCGUUGAUGUCUUAUAUGAUAACAUAAAUGUCUACAUAAAAAGAAAUUUAAGAAUUGUAAAAAGAAUUUCAAAGAUUAGAUAUAAAUAAUGAUGGAUUUUUAUCAAAAGAAGAAUUUCUUAAAGGCUAUAUAUAGAUUUAAAAUGAUCUUAAAUUAGCUGAAGAAGAAGUUGAAAAAAUUUUAGAAAUGAUUGAUAUUAAUCGAUCAGGAAAGAUAGAUUUUUCUGAAUUUUGUAUGGCAGCUAUGAAUUAAGAAAAAUUACUAUCAGUUUAGAGAGUUGAGUAAGCUUUUAAAAUAUUUGAUUAAGUAUUUAUAUCCUUAUUUAUUUAGAAUGGGGAUGGCUUUAUUUCUAAAAAAGAAUUAGAAGCUAUUAUGGGUGAUUUAGGUGAUGAUGUUUGGAAUUAAAUCUUAAGUGAUUGUGAUAAUAAUGGAGAUGGAUAGAUAUCAUAUGAAGAAUUUGUAAAAAUGCUUAAGAAUAAAAAACUUUGA
Molecule: messenger RNA, 1941 nt
Organism: Paramecium sonneborni
Lineage: Eukaryota; Ciliophora; Oligohymenophorea; Peniculida; Parameciidae
Source: the annotation of a GenBank genome assembly